AACUAUUUACCUCGACUAAAAUCGCGCCCCACGUCAGCGUCUGUGUGCUGUGUAUGUGAGCUAAAAAUGGAAAGCGUAUUGCAACAUGUUUGGCAUUUUGAAGUUUUGUACAUUUACACAGUUAUUUAAAUAUUUACCAACCAUUUGGCUGCAGCAGAUACGUAGCGGCCAUUUGUAUCAUCUUUGAGGAUAUACCAUCUGAGAAUUCCUUGCUAGUAUUGCCCAUAAUGUACCCGGAGUGCUGCUGAAAAGUCGUUGGUUUCCUCUUGCUCAACCUAAUGUUCAUGGUAUUUGCAUCCUCCGUACAGAACCAAAAUCAAAGACUCUUGAAAUGCACAUUAGAUGGUACAGAAAUCACUUGAAAUUGUCAUUAGUGUUGAUAAGCGUUUAAAGUUAACGGUUGUCUAUUGCAUUAACAGUACUUGAAUGCAAACUAUUGCCAUACAUUUAUGCGGUUCUAUAAGUUCUCUACGUAAACGUUUUAUGAACAAGGUUAUAAUAUACUAAACUUAUGGUGGAAAAAGUGUAUCACAAAUAACAUGCCCAACAGCGCGAGAAAACGAAAGUUAAAGAAAAUAUAUUCAUAUUUAACUAUAAUCACCGGAUGCUUAAACAUCAUAGCAUCUAUUGCCACUAUCGCCGUUUGCACAGUGGACUUCGUUUGUAAAAUGCCCUAUUGGACAACGGCAACAAGAAUCGCACUGAUAACAACUAGCGUCAUGUAUGCUGCCUCGGCGAUUGUGCUUAUGAUUGGCGUUGCAAAGAAAAAUAGAUGGUAUUUUGUGCCCUGGAUGGUUAUGAUAUGCGCGAGCAUAGUAGUGCAUGAUACAUUAUUUUAUUAUGCGAUUGGGCAAAUAACUAGCAAAGUUACCACUCUGAUGCUCACUCUAGUUAUAAACGUCAUGUAUGUCAUUGUGGUGGUGCUGCUGUUCGGAAUGCUGAAAUCUGAGUAAAUAAAUUUUUUGUGUCAUAUAACAUUUUUCUAAGCAUGUCAAAUAGUACAUUAAAAUUAAAAUAUAUUUCGGUACUCAUUGGGCUUACAUCGGUAUCAGUCGCCAUAAUUUGCAUAUAUUUCGAAAUAACGGAUUUCAUAUCGAACUCAAAGUUAUUUUUAAAAAUUAUAUAUUUUAUAUCGUCGACAGCACAUUUUGUUGUGUCCGUGCUGCUCGUUAUAGGAUCUAUAUGGUCAGUACCUAAUUUUCUGGUAGCCUGGCUAUUAUGUUUACCCCUGUGUAUUUUAAACUAUAGCAUUGUGAUAUGCAGAACUAUAGAUAGUUAUUGGGGUGUUAUGAUCGCAAUGAUUUUAUCCACAGCCUUGUGGUAUUUAGUUAUGCAUCUGUUUGUUGCGUUUCAGAGGAAGCGUCGCCUAAUAGAUGACUCGACGCAGAACGGGGCUAUAAUGCUGGGAUUCCAGGAGACCGCGGCGUCCUGAAAAGUGGCGGCAAAUUCAACAGGCGGCCAAAAAUGCCGAGCAAAACAAAAUGGAUUGGCAACGCAUAAUGCUCUCAUUGUCUCUCAGCUGCGCUCUCUCUCCACCACAGUGCCAAGCCCAAACUCAACACUCGUGUUGAGUUCGUGUUGAAGUUGAGUUUGCCACUUUUGUUCGACUUCAAUGGCAGCCUAAGGACAUACGGUUUCGUUUCGCAGUACAAAGCAAAACCUUGUGCCAGGCGCAACAGAGAACAGCUGAAACGGCACAAAGAGAAUACGAUUAGGCAGAAGUUGUGGACAACUCGCUGAAAACUCUGAGCAGAAGUGUACAGAUACGAACUGUUCUAAACACAGCUGUGAAGUGAAGUUAAUUGAGAAGUAGCAAUAUAUAGUGUGUGGACAGAUUUAUAAAAGGCACUGUAUAUUGAUUUUAGUGCAUUUCAUCGGAAUGUGCAACUAAAUAAAUGUUUGUAUCGAUUUGUAGCAGAAAUUGUUGAACACUAAGAGAAACUGCGCUCAGUUCUGACUGUGGGUGUGUGUGUGUGUGCCUGAGUGCCUUUGUGUGCGUGUGUGUUUGUGUGUGUGUGUGUGCAGCAGCGGAAGCGGAAACGGCAACUGGCAAAAAAGCAGCUGCUGUACAAAAUGACGCCAAUACCAUAGAAAAAAAAAACAAAAGGAAGCAAAUAGUAUAACAUAAGAGCACAUUACAAAGCGACACACAAGUUCCUGCAAAGCCUUAGCAACAAUAAUAAAAAAAAAAUAUAUAUAUAUAUAUAAAAGAAAUAAAAUCAAAUUUAUAUAUUAACUGUACAAGAAUUCAGUGCCAAAGCAUAAAGUCAACGCAUUACGCAUACGCCGUGUGCGCGCUAAACAAUAUCAUUUACAAAUUGGGCCAACUUGGUGUGGGCCGUGCUGCCGCUGUGCUCCUUUGUGCUGUUUGCGGGUGGCCAAACCGAGCUAAACCAAUGCAUUUGGGUGCACAACAACAACGCCCCAAGCAACAACAACAACAACGCGAGCAACAAGAGAUACAUCAGAGAAGGCGCCUAACAUACCGCAAAGGACAACAAUGUCAUCCCUGCAGCGCGAUUGGCAUUUACAGGGUUCUCGGGGAUCGGUUUACUGCGCGAGUGAACCGGACCCAGCUGGUGGAGUCCAGUACGAGUCGGGAGGGCUCGUUCUCAACGGCACAGCUGGGGCUAGCAGCAAUCCCAGCGGCGUCGCCUGCCAGCCCACAAGCGGCUCGCUGUUCUCAGUGGUAUCCGCACCGCCCGCACCGCUGCCCAGUGUGCCCGUCGUGGCGAUGGCACUCGCCCAGCUGGAUGUCAAGCAAAUGGAAGCGCUGUGCGUGCCCACACCCUCGCCGUGCGCCUCGCCAGCGCUGCGACCCGAUACGCUCAGCUUGGAUGCGCCCUGCUGUCCACGUACGCUGCACGCCAGUUUGCUGGAGCAUCAGAUCUCUGAACUGGAGGAGGAUGACAAUGAGAACCUGUUGACCGUGUCCAGCAUAACGGCCCGGCCGUUGAUAGCCAAAUCUCAUGAGCUGCGCACCAGUCGCAAGCAGCAGCAGUCGUCGGGCACAGCGCGCGGCAAGUGCCUGAGGCGGGCCAAGGAGCUGGAGCGACCCGCGGCGCGGCGCAACAAGCAGCUGACCAAGGAUCGGGACUCAUCCACCAGCACAACGGAGAGCAGCGGCGUUGCCGAACCGCCCGAUGGCGGCUACGGCUGGUUCAUUGUCUUUGGCGCCUUCUCUGUGCAGUUCUGGGUCGCCGGACUGGUCAAGUCAUAUGGCGUGCUGUAUGUGGAGAUUAUGGAAACCUUUCCCAGCUCCACGGCAACAGUGGCUUCCUGGAUACCGGCCAUACUCUCCGCACUAUGCCUGGUAUUGGCGCCACUCUCGAGUGCUCUCUGUCAGCGCUUCUCCUGUCGCUCGGUUGUCUUUGUGGGCGGCAUCUUUUGUUCCCUGGGCAUGGUGCUCAGCUACUUUGCCACCAGUCUGCUGCACCUGCUCUUCACCUUCGGCAUUCUCACAGGAAUUGGUGGCGGACUCUCAACCACACCUGGCAUUGUGAUUGUCUCCCAGUACUUUGACAAGCAUCGAGCGCUGGCCAACGGGAUCUGUGUGUCGGGCACCGCGGCGGGCAGCUUUGUGCUGCCCAUACUGAUCAAGCAUCUGGCAGAGAAUUGCGGCUUCCAUGGCACCCUGCUCAUCCUAGGGGGCUGCAUGCUGCACGUGUGCGUGUCGGCGACGCUGUAUCGACCCCUAAGCGAUUAUGCGGAGCAGGCGCAGGCACAGGAUGCGGCCAGCAAGCCCAUAAGUGAUGACAUCAAUCCCAGCACAACGGGCAUGCUGACCACAUCCACAUACUUGGAUACCUGUGAGGUGGCUGCCAACGAGCUGAAUGACAAGUUCAUCGAGCAUUUGUUUCUCGAGGAAUGCAAGAAUCAUCUCAACUACUACGCCAGCAAGCAGCCAGCGCAAGACAAGUCGGCGCAGGAGAGCGAUGAUGAGGUGAAGGACAUCAUUGGCGAAACCACCUUUAUAAAGCCCAUGAAAAAGGUGCGCAGCUCCGGUCUAUUGCACUCCGUGGAGGAUCUGAGCACAGACUCCACUUGGGUCUAUCGCAAGCAUUCCGGCACCGACUCGAAUCGCGGCAGUCGCCGGCGUCGCAAUGUCUUUGCCAACGAUGAGACCAUCAGCAAAAUUCAAGCACAUCUCGAGAAGCCUCUCUCGCCGUCCAGCGUGGUCAGUCGCGGCCUUAGCAAAAGCAUGGAGAUACCCACACCCGUCAGCAAUCUCAGCGAGCUAAAGCAACAGCAACAGCAAUCGGAUGGCAGCAUUCUCGAGUCGCAGCUACUCGAAUCCACGGCCGUCUACGAUGAUGACGAUGACGAUGACAAUGACGCCGCCGACGAAGAUGACGAUGAGCGCAAGCUAAAGCGCACCUGCUGCGCACGCAUCAAAAUGUAUCUGGACAUAAGUCUGCUGCAGGAGCCCAGGUUUAUACUAAUGUGCCUGUCCGUAACCCUGAUGUCCGUCGGCUGUCCCUAUAUGCUCUACUAUCUGCCCGCGCACGUCAUAUCCAUCGGCUACAAUAAAAGCGAAGCGGGUUAUUUGGUUGCCAUCAGCGCGGUGUUGGAUUUGUGCGGUCGCCUGGGCCUUGGCUGGUUGUCGGAUCUGCAGCUGUUCGAUCGCAAAAAAACCUAUACACUAUGCAUUUUGGGCGCCGGUCUGGCCGUGCUGACAAUACCCUUUGCCAAGACCCUGGUGCUGGUUGGGCUAUCCGCCGCUGUGUAUGGACUCUGCCUGGGCAGCUGGUACGUGCUGAUGCCCGUGCUGCUGGCCGAUGUCUUUGGCACGGAUCGGAUUAGCUCCAGCUAUGGACUGGUGCGCAUGUUCCAGAGCAUUGGCGCCAUUUCGGUGCCGCCGCUAGCGGGUCUGCUGCGUGAUCUCUCCGGCGACUACGAGAUCUGUUUCUACUGCAUGGGCUCCUGCAUGGUUUUGGGCUGCGCCCCGCUGGUGGUGUGGACCAUACUCGAGGCACGCAAUCAUCGGCUGUUCGUGCAGCACGAGGAGGAUGAGUGCGAGGAGGCCUAAAGCUAGACUCGGUUCAGUUUUGUUGCUUUGAAGUUAUACAAAAAAAAUACUAAAUAUUUGUUGUUCGUGUUUUUAGUAGCGUUUACAGUUAGACCGAAACAUGUUUUCAUAGCAGUACAAAAAAAAUAAGAAAAAAAAUACAACCUGAGUUCGAAUGCCUCACCGAUAAAGUUGAUACUCUUACUGAUACUCUACACACAAACACACACACAAACCGAAGCAACAUUUACUUUACGCAGCCAACAUUCACUUCAUCCUUUAUAAAGCAACACUUGAGUGCAAUCCUGAGU
Drosophila novamexicana is the source of this 5319-nucleotide messenger RNA. RefSeq lists its product as uncharacterized. Gene Ontology annotation, molecular function: monocarboxylic acid transmembrane transporter activity. Gene Ontology annotation, biological process: transmembrane transport; monocarboxylic acid transport. The record is from RefSeq and is a predicted model, not a curated record. Lineage: Eukaryota; Metazoa; Arthropoda; Insecta; Diptera; Drosophilidae. The transcript has 12 exons. Bases 2501 to 5029 code for a protein of 842 amino acids.